AUGGCGGUCGAUACGAGCUACCUGACCACCCAGGUCAACAACAUCGUUUCUCAGCUCCACGGGAUCUUCGAUGACAUCGGUGUGCCGAAUCAUGAGCGCGAAUCCCGAGAAGCAGAGCUUUUCAGCGCCUUGUCGGAAACGCUCAAUAACCACCUGAAGCUGGUCGAUAAAGAGAAGAAGGAUAUGCAGGAUGAAGCGCAGCGACUCAUCACUGCCAUUCAACACAUGGAGAAGUCGCUCGUGGACGAAAAAGCAAACGGACAGUACCAGCUCGAUCAUAAUGAUUUGCGCAUUAGUUACCCCCUCAAUCGCUGUGUCAGCUUCCUGCGUGAGGAGCAUGGCGCGUUGAGCAAACUGCACAAGGAGCGCUUUGAACAAGUCAGGAAACUUGUCGAGGCCCUUGAAUCGUACGCGUCCCAUCUCGAAACAACCUUCAUCAGCAUUGAGCUGCCGCCAACGGCACCCGGCUCGUCCAUCUCGCCCAGCUUCGAUCUGUCACCAUCAUAUGUCACGGCCCUCGACAGCGAAUUCACGAGAGUCUACGAGGAAUACCACCGCCGUGUCGACUUCGUUCAGACCACAUCCGAGGAAAUCAUCAAGCUGUGGGCUGAGCUCGGAACACCCCAGGUUCAGACUGAUACGAACAUCGUCAAAUGCUACCGUGAAGCGCCCGAGCAGCUGGGUCUCCAUGAAUCGGAUCUGGCUAACUUGAUGGCGAAGCGCGAGAAGUUGCUCGAGGAGAAGAGGGGCCGGGAGCGCAAGUUGAAGGACCUCAAAAACGCCGUGGAAGCGCUGUGGGAGCGGUUUGGAGUGGAAGAAUGCGACCGAAAGGCGUUCUUUGCCGCAAAUCGUGGCUGUGGACUGCGUACGAUCAACGAGUUCGAGGAGGAACUGAGCCGUCUUAACGAGUUGAAGCGACAGAACCUGCAUCUCUUUGUCGAGGACGCGCGGUGCCGGCUCCAGGAGCUCUGGGAUGGGCUCUAUUUCUCCGAAGAGGAGAUGCUCGACUUCACGCCUGCCUUUUCGGAUGUCUGCAGUGAUGCCCUGCUGGAGGCACACGAGGCGGAGAUUGUGCGACUGGAGACCUUGAAGGAGCAGCGUGCAUCGACCUUAGAGCUGAUCGACAAGCAUCGCAGCCUUCUGGCAGAGCGCGAAGCCCUGGCUGUUUCUAGUCAGGAUGCCUCUCGUCUCAUGGGUCGUGGAGCCAAGGGAGAGAGACGUGAUCCCGGAAAGCUUCUGAGGGAGGAGAAGAUGAGGAAGCGGAUUUCCAAGGAGCUGCCCAAGGUGGAGGCCGACUUGAGGAAAGAACUGGAGCGGUGGGAGGAUGAGUAUGGCCGGCCGUUCCUGGUCCACGGGGAGAGAUAUCUCGAUGAGCUUACCCCAGUUUUUGUCAAACCGGCCCCCCCACGAUCCAAGACCCCCGGGCCUACUCCUAGCGCGAAGCGUCCCCCACAACCGCAACCGACUCGGCCUGCUAGCGUCAUGAGCUCUCGUCCGGGCAGUGCCAUGCGCGCCCCCCUUCCGCCCCGGUCUGCCUCGAAGACACCUACGGCGCACCCCACGAUGAAGUACAACACAGUCGGACCCUCUCGGCCUGGAGCCAAGUCACCAUCGAAGAUCCCGGCUCGCGUACCUCUGGGCAACAUGCCACAUGGAAACAACUCGCCCAAUCGCCGGGGCACCCCAGGCGUCUAUUCCGUAAGCACCGUGAAUGGCAAGCUGCCAGCUGCUCGUCCGCCACCACCGAGGAUGAGGGCCUUGACUGGAGGUGAAUCGAGGGAGGAGCGGGGCAACUAUCUGUUUGAACCGCCACGAUCUGCCAGUGCCCUGUCGAAUUCCAUCGUCCGACCCGUCAGCCCAGAAGACGUGUAUGAUGAUCGCAACCAGCGUUCCUUCAUCAGCUCUUCCGCUUUCUCUCAACGGUCUACCGGAUUCUCUCAAUCAUCACACUCCUCCGCCUCGUCACUAUCUUUGGGCUCCUCGAUGCAAGGGUUCCCGAAGCCCAACCCGUAUCUCCAGCAUGCACCCCCUCCCCCGGCCCCUCGACAAGUCUCGAACGCCUCCACGGUGAACACCGCCGUCUCAGGGUCAGAGAACUGGGAGACGUUUGAUUCUGGAGACGAGUCCGAAGCGGACGCCAGCGACGUGUAUUACGCCAAGCUUCGUGCUGCCCACGGGAAACGCGUGGCUCCCGAGGACAACCAAAACCGCUCCCUCGCAGGCAAGAAACCCAAGGGGAUCCGGAGCGUCAGCCCAGAUGAGCCGGCCGGCCACUCCAUGGCUCAGACAGUUCGAGCCAGUGGCAGUGAUGCCGGGUGGACCGACGACCUGGAACCUUACUGA
Messenger RNA from Aspergillus heteromorphus CBS 117.55, 2343 nucleotides. RefSeq names its product putative microtubule associated protein (Ase1). The record is from RefSeq and is a predicted model, not a curated record. Lineage: Eukaryota; Fungi; Ascomycota; Eurotiomycetes; Eurotiales; Aspergillaceae. Gene Ontology annotation, molecular function: microtubule binding. Bases 1 to 2343 code for a protein of 780 amino acids. Gene Ontology annotation, biological process: mitotic spindle midzone assembly; microtubule cytoskeleton organization. The transcript has 4 exons. Gene Ontology annotation, cellular component: mitotic spindle midzone; cytoplasm; spindle.